Molecule: messenger RNA, 1989 nt
Organism: Elgaria multicarinata webbii
Lineage: Eukaryota; Metazoa; Chordata; Lepidosauria; Squamata; Anguidae
Gene: SLC28A2
Product: solute carrier family 28 member 2
Exons: 17
Coding region: 1-1989 (662 amino acids)
Biological process (GO): nucleoside transmembrane transport
Cellular component (GO): plasma membrane
Molecular function (GO): nucleoside:sodium symporter activity
Source: RefSeq, a predicted model, not a curated record
AUGGGAGAAAGGAAGAUUUCGCUGGGAGGUAGUGUCAGAGGAUUGGACAACCCUGCAUUAGAGCUCACGGACACAGAAGGAAAUCCUUGGGCAGGAGUGCACCGGCAACCUUCUGAGAUUCAGGAAGAAAAUCAAGCACAAAAUGUUCAUUUGAGCAGGAUCAAGAGCGUGACUCGGCCUUUUACUAAGGCAAGGGGCUUUUGCAAAGGCCACGCCAAGUUAAUACGGUGGAUUUUCUUGAUCGUCUUGUAUGCAGCCUACGUGGCAUACUUCACUGCAGCCUGUUUGCUGAACUUCGACCGAGCCUUGGCUUUGGUUGUCUUAACCGCCCUGGCAAUUUGUUAUGGGGCCUAUACCAUAGUCAAGAAAUUGUGGGGGGCUAAGAUCGUCCGCAUGCUGAGCCCCUGUGGGAAAGGCUGCCGGAGAGCCUGGCCGUGGCUGAAAUGGGUAUUAUGUGCACUCAUUUUGAUUGGACUGAUCACGUGGCUGGUUCUUGACGUGUCCCAGAGGCAAGAGCAGUUGGUGUCACUGGCUGGCUACAUUGUGCUGGUGCUGAUACUCUUUGCCUGCUCCAAGCACCAUGGAGCCGUAUCCUGGAGAGCUGUGUUCUGGGGGCUUGGCCUGCAGUUUGUCCUCGGAGUCUUCAUCAUCCGGACGGAACCCGGAUUUCAGGCCUUCCAAUGGCUUGGCGAGCAGAUUCAGACCUUCCUGAAUUACACCACUGCUGGUUCCAGCUUCGUCUUUGGGGAGACAUUGAUCCAAGAAGCUUUUGCCUUUCAGGCAUUGCCCAUUAUUGUCUUCUUCAGCUGUGUGAUGUCCAUUCUCUAUUACCUGGGAGUCAUGCAGUUCAUAAUCCUGAAGCUCUCCUGGCUCCUGCAAAUCUCCAUGGGAACGGCGGCCACAGAAUCUCUGAGCGUGGUGGGGAAUGUUUUUGUGGGAAUGACAGAAGCACCAUUGCUCAUCCGUCCCUACCUGCCGGAGAUGACACGGUCAGAGGUUCAUGCCGUGAUGACCGGUGGUUUUGCCACCAUUGCCGGCAGUGUGAUGGGAGCUUACAUUUCAUUCGGGAUUGAUGCCUCAUCUUUGAUUGCCGCUUCAGUGAUGGCGGCACCUUGCGCCUUGGCUAUGGCUAAACUCGUCUACCCAGAAGUGGAAGAGUCCAAGUUCCGGAGCCAGGAGGGCGUGAAAAUCGCCGCUGGGGAGGAGAAGAAUGUCUUGGAAGCUGCUGGCAAUGGAGCGGCAAUCUCUGUAGGCCUGGUGGCUAACAUCGCAGCCAACCUCAUUGCCUUCCUGGCCGUGCUAGAGUUCAUCAAUGCCGCGCUGGCUUGGCUGGGAGGCAUGGUCAACCUGCCGGAACUCUCCUUCCAGUUGAUCUGCUCCUACGUCCUGGUGCCUUUGGCAUUCUUAUUAGGGGCAAGCUGGGAGGAUGCGCCCCUGGUAGCUGAACUGCUGGGAGUCAAGAUCUUCCUAAACGAGUUCGUGGCCUAUCAGAAGCUAUCAGGCUACAAACAGAAUCGACUGGACGGACUGCCGGAGUGGGAUGGAAGCCACAAGCAAUGGAUUUCGGUGAGAGCCGAAACCAUCACGACCUAUGCUCUGUGCGGAUUUGCCAAUCUCAGCUCCAUCGGGAUCAUGCUGGGUGGCUUGACGUCCAUGGCACCACAGCGCAAGGGUGAAUUUUCCAGCGUCGUCCUGCGAGCUUUGUUCACUGGAGCCUGCGUCUCCCUGAUCAAUGCGUGCCUUGCAGGUAUCCUCUAUGUACCCAGAGGAGAGGUGACGAAUUGUCUGGACUUCUUCGGCCAAACUAACCUGAACUCUACCAGCUACUCUGUCUACGUUUGCUGCAAGGACUUGUUCAGCAGCACAACCACCCUCAAUGGAUGGCUUUCUUUUUCUGGCAUUUGGGGAAGUGCGAAUUUCAACACUUCAGCCACGUACCUCCUACAGUGCUGUGGUCACUACAACGCCACAGCCUGUGCCAAGCCGUAA